Messenger RNA from Cloeon dipterum, 1606 nucleotides. Its product is annotated as serine protease inhibitor 2-like. The record is from RefSeq and is a predicted model, not a curated record. NCBI's taxonomy places the organism in Eukaryota, Metazoa, Arthropoda, Insecta, Ephemeroptera, Baetidae. The coding region runs from base 33 to 1556 and encodes 507 amino acids. The transcript has 8 exons. Gene Ontology annotation, molecular function: serine-type endopeptidase inhibitor activity.
AUAAGACGGCUGACCACUUCCCUUUGCUCUGGAUGAAACUGGCGCUGCGCAUUUCGCUCGCGUCAGUCGACGAAAUGAGGCUCGCGGGGUGCUUCUUGGGCGUCAUCUUGGUGGCAAGUUUUUCCACGACCUUUGCUCUCGACGACGACGAAACGGACACAUCAGUUGUUCCGUUUAAACAGGGCAUCAGAUUUGAUGACUUCGACUUGAGGUUUUGCAAGGCAUUGUACAAAUCUCGGCCUGGAAAUGUGGCGGUUUCGCCUGUUAGCGUCAAAUUGCUCCUGGCGAUGAUUUACGAGGCGGCCGCUGGCGAAUCGGCGCGUGAAAUCCAAACGGCGCUCAACCUGGGUGGAAAUCUCGAAUGCAGGAACAAGUUCAGGGCGAUUGUCAACUCGCUCGUGACGGAUGCAGAGGGCAAGUGCGAGCUGAAGCUGUCGAGCAGACUGUUCAUCGACCCGAAAGCCUCGUACUCGAGUGGCUACCGAAGGGUGCUCUACACGCACUUCAACGCUGAAAUCCAGCAAGCCAAUUUCUCCUUCCCGCUGGAAGCUGCCGAAAUAAUUAACAGUUGGGCCUGCAACGCGACUAACGAGAAAGUGCAGCAGCUCAUUAACAAAAACGACCCAAACCUGAGCUCGAUGCUGGUGGUGUUGGCCAACACGCUGUUCUUCAGGGGCGCAUGGGAAAAGCCGUUCAACCCUGCCAGCACCGCCAAAGAAGACUUCCACAUGCUCGACGGUACCACCGUGCGAGUCGACCUCAUGAGGACCAAGGGCGAAUAUUUCUUCAUGAAAGAUGAGGAGUGCGGCUUUAAACUCGUCCGAAUGCCGUACCAAGGAGGAAAAUAUUCGCUGUAUCUGAUUCUUCCGAUCGAAAAAAACGGUCUGUUGAAACUAGUAGAGGAGCUGACUCCUGAAGGCAUCCGAGAGGCGAUAAUGAAGAUGCAGAAGGCUGACGUGACCCUUGCUUUGCCCAAGUUUUCCGUCAAGCAAAAAACAGACAUAAAAUCGAUCCUCGCUGAGAUGGGCAUAACCAAGAUUUUCAGUCAGUCGGAGGCGGAGCUGCCGAAACUAUCCAAGAGAAACAAUUUGCACGUGUCCAAAUUGGUCCAUGAGGCUGGACUGGACGUGGACGAAACAGGGAGCACUGCUUAUGCAGCCACACAGGCACAGCUGACAACGAAAAUGCAGACCUCUAGCGAAAUGUUUGUCGUUAACCGCCCGUUCCUGCUGUUCAUCAAGGACGACACCACCGAGACGGUCGUGUUUGCCGCCAAGAUAGACGAUCCGCAGAGCACUGGUGCAUCCGAGGAGGACACGCCCAAGGCACGCGCCCUGACUGCCCCGUUGCAAGAAAAACCAGCCUCCAUCUACCCACCAAACUUUUUCCCGUCCACCCUGAACGAGACGAUGAUGCUGAUGGGGAAACUUAACUCGUCAGGAGCGCUGGAGGCGACGCAGCAGCAGGAUCGAGAAGGAAGGGAGAGCAGCGUCAUCAUGCGAAUUCCCCCCAAGGGGAGCAAAAACACUUCAACCAGACUUACCACAGAGAAUUGAAAAUUGCUAUGCUUGUUUUGAUAUUUUGCCAAUAAAAUAGAUUUUCCUGU